Cataglyphis hispanica is the source of this 2218-nucleotide messenger RNA. RefSeq lists its product as uncharacterized. Lineage: Eukaryota; Metazoa; Arthropoda; Insecta; Hymenoptera; Formicidae. The record is from RefSeq and is a predicted model, not a curated record. The coding region runs from base 191 to 1237 and encodes 348 amino acids. The transcript is spliced from 3 exons.
AAAUUAUUGCCCUGAGUUUUACAUAGGAUUAUGAAAAAAGAAGUUAUGUAUUCUUCGAGUCGUGUAGAAAAAAUAUAUUUAUUUAAAGACAGUUGCUUUCUGUUUACAACCAGACAAGUAUAUUCCAAGCAGUCGUAUAAUUCUUAUCCCGAAAUAUUUAUCUUAGGCUCUAUUUUAUGACCAUAAUCCGAUGGCCGAAAUCAGAGAAAAUAUUAUAAACUAUCUUAAAUUAAAGACAAAACUCGAUAUAGCAGCGGCACGUAUUAUAAAUGAAAAAUUACAUAUAGAAAACACAGCAAUAAAUUACGGAAUUAACCACAAUCUUCUUAGACAAAAAGUUGAAAUUUUGGAAAGAUUGAACGACUAUUUCGAAGAAACUCUUCUAUACGAAAAUGCAGUAAGAAGUGUUAUGUCUAAUCACAAAACUCUGUCAGAAGCAGAAACAUAUUUCAAACUUAGCUCCAAAAUUAUUACAAAAGAAAUUAAUCGAUACAAUAAAUUAUACUCGGCUGGUAAAACGAAAGGACCGUACGAAUAUGACAACCCCUUAGAUGACAAAGGCAGAGUUUUCACAUUUAAGGAGGAGCUAGCGUUAUUGGAUGACUUACGUAACUGGAUAUGGAAAUGUACAUCACCGUGCACUUGCCUCAUUUGUGCGAUGGUGCAAUUGUCCAGUCUAGCUUAUCAGUUUGCUCAAAAGAAAAAUAAAUCAUAUCCUUCAACGUGGGAUUUUUAUCAGCGAGCGGAUAAAAAUUGGCUGAUAGCUUUCGAAAUGGCGCACAGUUGUAGACUUGCAAAAUUAUAUCCUAAUUGCAAAAAUGUAGAACAAUUUUUCGAAACAUGUAAGAAUAAACAGCAACCUUCAUCAUUAUAUAACGAAAGUAAUAUUUUUAAGGUACCCAGUGGUACCCAAAUCUUGCGGAAGAGAAAGUUAGAUAAAUCAUUUAAUAUUGAUAAAGAGAACGCAACCACUUCAGGUAACACAAUAUCCUCCGUUGUUCAAAAUGAUCAAAACACCAAUAGUUUAAUGAACUCAUUAAAUAUCUCUAAUGUAGAAUCAAAUAAUAUAGAAUCGAAUAAUGCAGAAGAAACAGCAAGUGGCAGUUUUCCAAAUUAUCAAUUUGAGAAUAUGCCGGCGCCGUUGAAUUUAACAAAUCAGUUCAACAUACACAAAACAACAAAUAACAUUUCGCAAAAAGAAAAUUUCGAUCCAUCGGAAGCUUAUGGAACAUUUUAAAAGACCAAUAUGCAAUGUCCAUGGAAAUGAUUAGCAAGUGGAUUUUCAUAAAAGGAAUCACAAUCAUUUUUGAGAAAAAAUCCUUAAAAAAAAAAAUGUUCCGAUACUUUAACCCAAUAAACCUAUUUAAUGCUUUUUUAAAGGAAAACAAUAGAAGAAGAAAAUUCAAAUUUUUACAUUUAAGGGAGAAUUUUCAUUAUUAAAAUCCUUAGAUUUUGGAAAACAGUUACAAUUUUGCAAUUGUGAUUUUACGUGAUGAAAAAAUUGGAUAUGGCUUAUCAAUUUGCUCGGGAGAAAAAGAGAAUAUCUACGAACAUGAAAUAUUGAGAAAAAGACGACUGCAAAAUAGAUAACAGAUUUUGAAAUGACAUAUGCAGUCUAAUUUCGCGGUUAAUUUUGCGUAAUGAGUGCUUUAAAUCUUCAGUAAAUCGAAUUUUAUUGUUUUUGUUAUAUUAUGGAGGAAGAAAAAGAAAAAAAGGAAAGAAGUUUUUAAAUUAUUAUUAUUACACUAAAAAAAAAAAAUUGUUAAACUUACUAAAUGCGUUCACUUAAAUACAUAAAUAUUUCAAUUAAAAAAUAUGAUAACAUAUGGUAAUCAAUUGAAAGCAUUUAUGUCAAGUUAACAACUUUUUUUUUUCUUGGGGUAAUGGUAUCAGAAGCAUAGAAUAACUCAAAAAUCUCACCUUGAAUUUUCUUUUUCUGCAAUCUUGAAAAAAUCUCCAUGUAAAUUGUAUCUCCGUAAAUGUUUCGAAUAUUAACACAAUUUUUUCUUCACAAUUUUUUAAAAAAUGACUGAUUAAUCUACGGAUUAUAUUGAUUAGAAAUGAGAUACUUGAAAAAAAGGCGUCGUGUCUAUAUAUCUUAAAAUUUAUUUGUUCAUUGACUUGAUUGUAUUUUCUUCAAAUGCAAAAUUAAUAAUCUUAUAUUCUACCAACUUAUUUUAUUACUUCUAGUUCUAAUGUUUUAAAUAAUAAAAUUGUA